Messenger RNA from Hyaloscypha bicolor E, 912 nucleotides. RefSeq lists its product as uncharacterized. The transcript has 2 exons. Gene Ontology annotation, molecular function: protein binding. Lineage: Eukaryota; Fungi; Ascomycota; Leotiomycetes; Helotiales; Hyaloscyphaceae. Bases 1 to 912 code for a protein of 303 amino acids. The record is from RefSeq and is a predicted model, not a curated record.
AUGUCGUCCUAUAGUUGGCAAUCAGCUGAAGGCUCCCAGUACACCCCCUCGGCAUCCCCGUCAUCUUCCAAUGCAUCAACCCCAGCUUCAACCAACCACCGUCGCUCGACUUCCAUGACUUCCGUCGGAUCCGAGCGGACCAAAUCUGAUGCCUUGGUGCCAUUCGAGACAUUUACCGGUAUCGCCGUUCCCGACCUUGGCAGGAACUAUGGAACGAUGAUGGUUCAGCUUAUGGUUGGCUCCGGACAACACCGCGUCAUCUUCGAGAUGCACAAGCAGCCUCUGAAUGACGAGUCUCUCUACUUCCGCAAGCUCUUUGCCGCCAGACCAGGCUUGAAUACCCAUUCUCUGCCAGACAUCGACCCCGCCACCUUUGUCUUCGUAUACAAAUGGCUCUACGGCAACAGGAAGUCAAUUGCUCAAUUCAUCGUUCUUGGCCGUAUCAACUGCGAACAAGAGGGUAUUCGGACAAUGAUCGAACUUUACUUCGUCGCCUACCAUCUGAAAUUCACUCUAAUCGAGGACCUUGCGAUGGAACUUCUCGGCAACGGCUACUACCACAGUGGCUUGUACCCAAGCAACGACGACAUUGAGCUUGCAUACACCAAAACCGAACCAGGAUCAGCACUUCGUCGAUACAUGGCCCGGCAAUUCCAACAGAAGAUCCUGACCUCCACUGGCUCAUCCCUCGACGAGCUCCAUGGCCUUCUCAAUCGUCAGCCUUCACUUGCUGUGGACUUCGUUCUGCAGUCACGAGGUGUCUUGACCAAUGGUCUGUGGCGCACUGAAACUCUCACGGUCUGCGAGUUCCAUGCUCAUCCCCGUGGAGAUCCAUGUCCUACUGCCCAGCUCACAUUCACUUCCAUCGACUACGCCUACGCAACUGGCCGUUGCGAUGUGUCCGACAUGUAG